This is a messenger RNA of Trichoderma gamsii, 2760 nucleotides long. RefSeq names its product dynamin GTPase. NCBI's taxonomy places the organism in Eukaryota, Fungi, Ascomycota, Sordariomycetes, Hypocreales, Hypocreaceae. The coding region runs from base 1 to 2760 and encodes 919 amino acids. Gene Ontology annotation, cellular component: cytoplasm; membrane; microtubule. The transcript is spliced from 3 exons. Gene Ontology annotation, molecular function: GTP binding; microtubule binding; GTPase activity. The record is from RefSeq and is a predicted model, not a curated record.
AUGAGCGGCCGGUUCCUCGCAGCUAGUCUGCGGCCUGUGGCGGCACGAAAUACCUCCACCGCAGCCGUCCGCCACUUACACCGAUUUCCAACUGGAGGGCUGCUCCGAGCAGAUGCCUCGAUUCGAGAAGCUAGAAAGCGCAUGUGGUUUGGAGGCAACUCUAUCCACAACCUGGUCAUUGCUCGGAAUGCGUCUUUUGUUCGACUUUUGCCCAAAUUGGUGUUCAAGUUUGCCAGAGUGCCUGCCUUAUUUGGUGGCUUGGCCAUUGGCGGCUUUGCUUGGGUUCAGUAUCAGGCCACACAGGCUGGCAACUAUGCCAUCUCACUCUUCAGCACAACUUUUGACACAGUGAGCGGUACGGCAUCCAGCCUAUACGGAUCUGCCAAAGAUGUCGCGGAUCAAACACGCCAAGGCUGGGAAAGCACGAAAGAACGACUAGAGGCCCCCGAUUGGUUAAAGAACAUGCUGGGAAAAAAUGAGGAAACUGGCUCUGGCGGAUCAGGAGGACCCAAUGGCGACCCUAAACACAGUAAAGUCGGCGCUGCUGCUGCCGUGGGUGCUUCGGCUGCCGCUGUUGGUUACGAGAAAACUGAAGACGAAGAUUCACGAGAUCCACUACAAGCCUCCAAAGAUGAUCAGAUGAUGGUAUUAACGAAGAAGAUGAUUGAGAUUCGGAGCAUCCUGCAAAAGGUCGGCCAGUCCAGCUCUCUCACUCUGCCAUCCAUCGUCGUCAUUGGUUCGCAAUCGUCUGGAAAGAGCUCAGUGUUGGAAGCCAUCGUGGGCCACGAAUUUCUACCAAAGGGAAGCAAUAUGGUUACCCGCAGACCGAUUGAAUUGACCCUGGUCAAUACACCUGAGUCGGUUGAGGAGUACGGAGAGUUUCCAGAUCUUGGUUUACGCAAAAUCUCCGACUUUUCUUCGAUUCAGCGAACUUUAACAGAGCUAAAUUUGGCUGUUUCGGACGCAGAGUGUGUCUCGGACGAUCCCAUUCACUUGACGAUAUAUUCGCGCAACGUUCCUGAUCUUUCUCUCAUCGAUCUCCCGGGCUACAUCCAGGUUGUGGGACAAAACCAACCCCUGCAACUGAAGCAGAAGAUAUCUGAAUUAUGUGACAAAUAUAUCCAGCCGCCAAACGUGAUUCUUGCCAUAUCUGCUGCGGAUGUCGAUUUAGCAAACUCGGCAGCCCUUAGAGCUUCGCGGAGAGUCGAUCCCCGAGGCGAACGAACUAUUGGAGUCAUUACCAAGAUGGAUUUGGUAGAUCCUUCCCGCGGUGCUAAUAUUCUUAACGAUACACAAUAUCCUCUACGGCUGGGUUACGUCGGAGUUGUGACAAAGGCACCGCUCUCACAAGGCUUGUUCAAGAUGGGUUCCUCAGAUCUACUUGCAGCGAUCUCAAAAAAUGAAAAUUCCUUUUUUUCAUCGCAUCCUCUUGAAUUUGGACCAGACGCAGGCGUCAAUGUGGGCACAUUGAAUCUUCGAAAGACAUUAAUGCGUGUUCUGGAACAGACCAUGUCAUCUAGCUUGCAGAGCACAAGCGACGCCAUUAGACAGGAAUUGGAAGAAGCAACCUACGAGUUCAAAGUUCAGUACAACGAUCGCCCUCUCUCUGCGGAAUCUUAUCUUGCCGAAAGCCUCGAUGCUUUCAAGCAUUCAUUCAAGCAGUUUACCGAAGAAUUUGGGCGCCCAGAAAUGCAUGAGAUUUUAAAGAGUGCUCUAGAUCAGAAAGUGCUAGACCUGCUAGCCGCGCGUUACUGGAACAAACCAGUGACAGAUUUGGCGCAGGCGAAGUUGGACCUCGACAAUCUCGCUGACCUCCCCAAGUCCGAUCCCGAUUCUCUAUACUGGCGUCGUCAGCUAGACGCUUCAACUUCAGCUCUUACGAAGCUAGGAGUCGGGCGCUUGGCAACCACGGUCAUCGCAGCAUCUCUCCAAGCGCAUGUUGAUAAAUUGCUGGCAAACUCGAGUUUUGUGAGCCAUCCUUUCGCCAAGAAAGCCAUCACUGAUGCCGCAUCAACUAUUCUCAAUGAAAGAUUCUACAGCACCAGUGAUCAGGUUGAGAACUGCAUCAAACCCUUCAAGUUCGACAUUGAGGUUGAUGAAAGAGAGUGGAAUCAAGGCCGCGAGCACGUUGGCACUGUUCUCAAGAAGGAGCUGCAAGAUUGCGAGGCUGCUCUGGCCAGCUUGGAGCCGGCUGUCGGGGGCCGCAGGAAGCUAAAGGAAGUAAUGGCCUUUGUGGACAAGGCACGAAAGGGCGACAUCGUUGUUGAGGGCGAUGGGCGAAGCGGCGCGGGCGGAUUUAGCGCUGCCCUCCUUAGUAAAGGGAGAGAAGCUAUCUUUCUUCGAGACAGGGCCGAUCUUAUCAAGAUGCGAAUGCUGGCCAUCAAAUCGAAGCAGUGCAACAAUCCUAAAAACAAAUAUUAUUGCCCGGAAAUCUUUUUAGACUCCGCAGCCACUAAGCUAGCUUCCACAGCUGUUCUCUUCCUCAACGUAGAAUUACUAUCAGAGUUUUACUACAACUUCCCACGAGAGCUAGAUCUUCGCCUCGGCCGCCAUCUAUCCGCAGAGGAGGUUGAGAAGUUUGCCAAGGAGGAUCCUAAGAUCCGUCGACACCUUGAUGUCAUCCGGAGGAAAGAACUAUUGGAAUUAGUACUCGAGAAAAUGGAUAGUCUCCGGCAAUUGGAAGGAAGAGACAGAGAACAUGGAACAAACUCAAGAAGAGGAGGAGCUAACAAAGACCGUGGACGAUGGGGGCUCUUCUAA